AUGGAUCGUCAAGCCUUCUACGAUGACGCUGACGAGGGCACCAAGGACUGGCUGGCCAGCCAGCUCUUCUACCGAGAGCUCGAGACCCUCCGCCGCAACAAGCCCCUACUCGACACUGGACUCUUCGGGGUGAACGGGUUGGAAUUGUAUGACAGCAGUCAGGACCACGGCAGGCUCCGAGCCGGCGUAAUCCAAACGUUGCCACUAUUUUCACGACGACAGCGGAAACACAUCCUAGCAAAGUCGGCUAGGAUUAACCCGCACGACGACCUUACACUCGGUAAUGAUAACGACGACAACAACAGGAACGGGCUCCAAGAGUCACAGCUCCCGUGUCCGUCCACCCCAAUGCGCCUAGACAUCCCCGCCAUCAGCAAGGACAUGGGAUACACAAGGCCGUUUAAGGAACAGUUUCCGCUCGAGGCCAGAGCAGCCAAGGCGGACUUCCUCACGACCGGAUACGAAUAUAGCGACCAGGAGAGCAUAUUCCAGGGGGCGGACUGGUUGCCGUACCUACAACAUCCAUCUCGGGUCAAAUCUCAGCUCCUUUUCAAGGGCUUCCCCAUGGCGGAGAACGUCGUCUUCGUCAAACACCCAAAUUACUGGACCGACAUCGAGAAGCACGGUAAACUUGUAUCGAGCGGGCAGUGUUACUGGCUCGCGCUUGCUUUGCUGCUGUAUGGCAAUGCAGACUUCUGGAUCCGUGUCAAGGCCGAGCAUUUGAACUUCCUCGAGAAGGUAUUGGCAAACCCACAACAUCCCAGGAACGGCUACUACUCGAGGAUGAACCAGGCCCAGAUCCCUACGCAGGCGACAGGGAAGACAGGGACCUGGAAAGGCACGGCAAACCUGUGGGAACUUCUGCAGAUACCAGGCUGUUGGAUGCCGGAUGACAUAUGCAACCUCACGGCCGAUGUCUAUGGUAUGUUCCUGGUACUCUACAAGUACGGCUCGGGAAGGCCAGAAUGGCAGAACAAGGUGUACGAUAUGAAGACAUACGGCGCGUAUAACAAUCGGCAUGUCUUUCUAUGUUUUGCAGAUGAAAACCACUACCAACCAAUGGUUCCCAACGAGUACUACGCCCACGAGUUCAAGCUGCCUCGGAUCACCCUACAAUCCACCCAAAAGUACCGUCUUGUAACCGGCCCGCACCGCCGUGCUCGAGAUGGGCCGGGACACCACUGGCGGGCGCGGGGGCUAAUCCCGUCGCCACUCUCCCUGCCUUGCUUUGAGCCAGAACAUCUGACACGAGUGGUCGGGUACGGGCCAUACAAGUACAAUGGACCGCCAUCCCAGCCGGCCUUUUCAGCAAAAUCCCAAAGUGCCAGGGAGCGACGUGCUAGCGUAAGCCAGGCAGAUAUCCAGGCUACACAGGCACAGAGAGACAAACAGGCUGCUCUCGAAGGUCUCAGGAUCGUCAAACAGUACAUUAAAAGCAUCGAUACAGACCACCACCACCACCAGCACAACAAGAGCAAGCGACCGGCCGAUGAAGCUACAGAAGGCGAAGCCCAAGCCAAACGCAGUCGAAUAUCACCGCCGCCUCACAUCCGGCCGUCGGGGGUGGAUGACGGUGCCCCGGGGCCUUCCCGCUCGUUCACACCGCACAACAACCGCCGUGCCCGGUCCCAAUCUGUUACAGUUAUUGGCGAGUCCGGGCGCCACCGCUCCGCUAGCCAGCAGCAACAGCAACAGCAACAGCAACAGCAACAACAACAACAACAACAAGCGGACGACGGACACGGACACGAAAACGACGGGACCUUCUUCAAGACCCUGACCAGAUACAUGACGAAGAGCGAGAAAGUGGACCGGCUACGAAAAUGGUGUUUUGAUCUGGAGCUCGCUCCGGGCGACGAGAUGAGCAAUUGGAGGAAGGAGGACUGUGUCACAGCAUUGCUCGCCGCCAGGGCACUGGUGCGUGUGAAACGCCGUGAGCAAGGGCGCGGGGAGGAGGUGGUUAGCAAGGAGGAGGAGGAGGAGGAGGACCUGUGGCCUGAUGUGGUGCGUCUUCCGUCGAAGGAGAAGAAGAAGAGGAGGAGGAAGGGAAAAGAGAAGGCUGUGGAGGAAAGUGAGGAAGGGGAGGGGGCGGAGGAUAAGACGCGGGAGGAAGAGCUUAUAGUGAUUGACUCGGAUUGA
Molecule: messenger RNA, 2139 nt
Organism: Chaetomium strumarium
Lineage: Eukaryota; Fungi; Ascomycota; Sordariomycetes; Sordariales; Chaetomiaceae
Exons: 2
Coding region: 1-2139 (712 amino acids)
Source: RefSeq, a predicted model, not a curated record